Messenger RNA from Stereum hirsutum FP-91666 SS1, 1744 nucleotides. RefSeq names its product CTR copper uptake transporter. Gene Ontology annotation, molecular function: copper ion transmembrane transporter activity. Gene Ontology annotation, cellular component: plasma membrane. Gene Ontology annotation, biological process: copper ion transmembrane transport; intracellular copper ion homeostasis. The coding region runs from base 409 to 1011 and encodes 200 amino acids. The transcript is spliced from 4 exons. Lineage: Eukaryota; Fungi; Basidiomycota; Agaricomycetes; Russulales; Stereaceae. The record is from RefSeq and is a predicted model, not a curated record.
GGCGUCGUUCUCUCGCCCAUCGCAGCUGCCAGCGCAUCCCCCAAGUUUAUUCUCGCACCAGCUCGGAGCUCGUCCCGCUAUCGUCGGCCGAUGAAUUACGGUGGUCGUGCGACGCCGCAGACGCCGCGGUCAUCGGGUCGCCGUCGCUGUCCGUCAUCCCCAUCGCCCGUCAUCAGAAGACACGACAGCUGCGGUGCUGGCGACGCCCUGACUCGGGGAAAACAAACACGCCACAACUUUGAAGUUCUGGGAAAUAUCGGGGCGAAGAUGAUUGGGACUUGCUUUGGUUGAGACCUCCACCUUCUCUGCGUGUUUUAUAUCGAAGAGGCGACUCGAGAUCUUCUGCCGCGCAAGGCGUAACACCUUCCUCACCUGAGCCUUCUCGACAACAUCGACGGUCCCUGUACGAUGGCCUCUAACUUGCUUUGCGCUCUAAGUUUCGUCGCUAUGACCUCCUUCAAGCUUGUGCUCGCAGACUCAAACGGCAUGGACAUGUCCAUGGACGGCGCUAUGGAUCUUUCCUCAGGCAAUAUGCUCUCUUAUCUGCACUUCACACCUGGAGACACACUCUGGUUCCUGGGAUGGGUUCCGAGUAGUAAAGGGGCGAUGGUAGGUGUGUGCAUAGGGUUGUUUUUGUUGGCGUUGGUAGAGAGGUGGUUGGCAGCGGUGAGAGGGGUCAUGGAGGUUCAUUGGGCUGUUAGAGCACAAAUCGAACUCUCAAACCGACUGAACGUCAGAGCCGGUCUGCCUACUCCCGGAACGAACACCGAUGAGAAGAUCACGUCUCAGCGAUCGUCUUCUCUUCUCGGUCUGCCACGGCGAGGUGCUAUGCCACCGUUCAUACCGGCGCAUGAUAUCUCAAGGGGGGUUCUACACGUCGGACAGACGGCACUCAGCUUCUUGUUCAUGUUGGCUGUGAUGACCUUCCAAGCGAGUUUCAUCAUCUCCAUCAUCAUCGGUCUCGGCGUCGGGGAGACGCUGUUCGGAAGAUAUCUGCACCCUGUGCAUUAAAUCAAGUUGCGCACUGAGCCACCCUCGCUCAGAUGCCUGUUUCUACCUUUAUGUCGCCUACGUCGUCUCAUGUCUUCCGUAUCGAGUGCUUGUUCGAGCGCUCUUGUUAAUGAAUCUCGUUUCAUUCUCUCAUUUCGCGAGGCUCGAAGGCUGGAUGGGAAGUAAGAACAGGAAGGAGCGGGAGGGUGGGAAGACGAGGUCGGGCAGUUUGUGCCUGUUUCAGGAAGGUCAGUUCGGUGGUCGUGAGGUUGCGAGAUGGUGAUGGAGGGAAGUGAACUUGCUAUAUGGUGACAGUAGGUCUUAUUCUUUCCGCUCUCGAUCGCUCUUGUUAUCGUUUGCGUUGCGGUGGCGCCCUCUGUAAUACGCGAUUUCUUUUCCGGCUAGGGACGAUAGUUGUCUGAGGUUCCGGUUCGUACCUGGAUUGGGACCAACCAGCCUGUGAUUUGCUCCUGAGACGUUAGAGGGGAAGGCCUGGAUGUGGAGUGCUGCAGCACUUCCCCAUUUCGUGUUUUCUGGCCUGGGACACGGCGUCGUCAGCGGUGUUGUCGCAAUUGCACAGGCUAGACAGGAAUAGGAUGGUUAAUCAUGGUCAGAGGGAGGAUGACCUUAUUCGCUGACAUGUGCGAGGGCACUGCUCGUUGGUGCAGCGGUGACGAAUGAAUGGAUUUCUGGGCCUCGAUCCAGACAUUGUGGGUGUGUCCAUGGGUUAUUUCGAGGCCUGUCACAGCCUGCU